Molecule: messenger RNA, 1621 nt
Organism: Aaosphaeria arxii CBS 175.79
Lineage: Eukaryota; Fungi; Ascomycota; Dothideomycetes; Pleosporales
Exons: 2
Coding region: 1-1389 (462 amino acids)
Source: RefSeq, a predicted model, not a curated record
AUGGCUGCAACCCCAAUCAUAUGGCUUCAAGUUUACUCACUGUUCACAGAUCCUCAAAAACGAAAGCUUCGCAUCAAAUCAGCAUUUAUUCAAAACAAACGACAAUACGAUGGGAACGAAAAGGGCGGGAACGAACAAGGCGCAAGCGAAAAAGGCGGAAACGCAAAAGGGGGUCCCGAAAGAGACGGGAACGAAAGAGAAGAGUACGAAAGAGAAGAUACGAAAGAGAAGAAUACGAAAGAGAAGGGAACCGAACAGCCGGAGAAACCAAAGGCGGACCCAGUGCCGAGUGAUGAUGAGACUCCUCACCCGUGUGUGCAUACCGAUCUAGUCAUUGAGAUCCCAGGACGCGGAGAGUUUAGCACCAAAAUUCUCUGUGAGACUCUAAAGAAGACGAAGCUGGCUGCAGAGGACGAGGGUACUGCAGCUAAAGUCUAUCAAUAUCUCGCAGCUGGUAAAAAGCCCACUCGUGAUAUUUGUGCGGAAAAAAGAGAAGAGGCGCAUAAAGCCAGAAAGUAUGCAGAAGAGGAGUAUGAAGAUUUCCCAUAUUACCAGAUUGCGAGCAAGCGCCCCAGAAACAUGGUUACUGGGAAGUAUCUAAAAAAAUCCGAAGAAGAGCUAAGUAAAAUUGUAAACGCUUUUCAGAAAAGGGAAGUUGGGAAAACUGCACCGGAAUCGGACGAAGAUGGUGCUGUACUGCCGGAGAAAGACAAAAACCCGAAAUGCCAUCUCAGUAAGAAAAAUAUACCGUGGCAAGAACUUCAUAUGCGAGAUCCCUCGCUUCGAUACGAAAUCAACAAAAGAGGACCGGACCGCAAGAAACUCCCGCGGAACAAUGUUCAUGACAAUCUCGAUAUUUCUAGUCUAGAGAAGCGUCGUAAGGAGGUUGAGGACACCACGGGUAAUUUCAAGUGGCAUGAGACACACAGUGAGCGACGCAUCAGAGAAAAGGGUUUGUCUUCAACUACAGCAACAAAACAUUACCAAAAUUUACGGGGCGGAUAUUUCGUGUCAGCAACUGAGACUGCAGACGAUCACCAAGUCUCAUACGACAGCUCAGGAUUCGUUAAGCAAGUAUCCGCCUUUGCUUAUCCGCCUGAUGUCUGUAAACGUCUAAAUAUGCCUGAACAUAAUACUAGCGAUGCUCAACCACGACCAAUGACAACCGAGGGGUCAAAAAAGACUCGUGGACGCCGGGAAUUUCACGACGACAAUGGAUUUCCUCACCCCUCUCCUGUGAACUCUCGGUCUCACUCUCCAAACGAUCCAGACGAUCCAGACGAUCCUAGCAACGACGAGGGUGGCGACGAGGGUAACGACGAAGGUGAUCUUUUCAGGAAAUCAUAUUUAGAAGCUUCUGGGCAGGCCUAUACUCCUACUGGCCCUUGAUCCCCAGAAACCUCAGCGUAGGAAAAUCUAAGAAUGGGUACAGGCAAAGCCCCUUCCAGCCAAAGAGAUAUCCUUGUGAAAUCGGAAUUCUGUCCAAAUACGGCAUUACGAUUUCAGCCAAAUUGAGAGACCAGUGGUGGGACGCAAGAAGGAUUUAGCUUUACUAGCGAACAGGUGAGUUGGAACUUGGGUAAAAGCAAGGUCGAACUACACUUUCUGUUGUUGUUUUACG